AUGAAAUUCCUUACAACCAAUUUUGUCAAAUGUGCAGUGAAAGGAUGUCAAUCAUCUACAGAAUCAUUCCCAUUAAAAUAUGAAGAAUGUCAAUUAGUACAGGAAGAACAAGAGUUUAAACCAGUAUUCAUAACACAUAUGUUAGAUAAAUUAGAUUGGGAUGCAAUAAUAUCAGUAGCAAAAGAUUUGGGGAAUGAAUCAUUACCUCCAACAAAACCUGAAGGAUUAGAUCCGAUAAUGGAAGACGAUCAAAUAAUAUUAAAAGAUUUACAUACAUUAUUAAUAGAAACUCAAAUUGUGGAAGGUAAAAUGAUUUGUAAAAAUUGUCAACAUAUUUAUCAUAUCAAGAAUUCAAUACCUAAUUUUCUAUUACCACCUCAUCUUGCAAAUUAA
This is a messenger RNA of Lodderomyces jiufengensis, 393 nucleotides long. Its product is annotated as RNA methylation protein. The transcript has a single exon. Bases 1 to 393 code for a protein of 130 amino acids. Gene Ontology annotation, biological process: tRNA methylation; peptidyl-glutamine methylation; rRNA (guanine-N7)-methylation. NCBI's taxonomy places the organism in Eukaryota, Fungi, Ascomycota, Pichiomycetes, Serinales, Debaryomycetaceae. Gene Ontology annotation, molecular function: protein heterodimerization activity. The record is from RefSeq and is a predicted model, not a curated record.